UCGAAGGAGCCGCAGUAAGGUUUCCAUUAACACCUUGGAUGAUUCUAAAUGCAAAAUCCAAUUGACAACAAUCAGUUGGGCUUUGGAAUCAUCUAAGGUUUUAUUGGAGGUCUUAGAAUUAUUGGAAUCGUUCUUGUUCAGAUCUUCUUCAGAUCUGUAAUGAUUGUUCCGGCGAAUUCCGUAAGGCAGUUCGUGUGCGUUCUCUCCUGGAUCUGGUCUGUUUCUUUGGGUUUUUCCUUUUUUCCGAUUCGAUGGUUCUUACAUUUGCUUCCUCUUUUUUUCGAUUGUUCUUUGGGUUUCUUUGUUUAAAUCUAGAUCGAUUUUUGUUCAUUUGUUCGUGUGCGUUCUCUCUUGGAUCUGGUCUGUUUUCUUUGGGUUUUUCCUUUUUUUUCGAUUUGAUGGUUCUUACAUUUGCUUCCUUUUUUUCCCUGGUUCGAUGGUUCUUUGGGUUUCUUUGUUUAAAUCUAGAUUGAUUUUUGUUCAUUUUAAUAAAUACUGAGGAACAAUUAUUAUGAAUACAUUUUCAUAUUCAUAUUAAUAAUCGGUUCUUAAUAUGAUCUUGGUUUAGCAAAUUCAGUUCCUGCAUUUUUGUGUUCUGGGUACAACAUCUUCAGUAGAAAUAAAUGUUCAGAUGUUUCUGGUUUUUUGUGUUCUGGGUAGAACAGCUUGUCAUCAUUUGUUAUGGUUUGGUGUUCUAGCUAACUUAUAAUUUCUAAAUGGUCUAGAUUUAAUACCCUGCAGAUUCGCAUCUCCAAUUCAAUCUACUUCGAUCAUUAUUUGCGAUUUCAUUUGCAUUUUAGUUGGUUUAUAUUUGGUGGUUUUGUUCUUAUUUAUGCUUUUUAGGUCAGGUUUGGGUGUUUGAUUGUUACAGGUUUAUUAUCCAUGCUAGGUUAGAUUAGUAUGCAAAUUAGUGUUUUUGGUUAAUAGUGUGAUAACUGUGCAAAUUAGUAUGAAAAUGAACCAUUAGCAGGUUAAAUACAGGUUCAUAUUUUCGUUUUCAUAAUCAUUUUGUUUUAUGUUCAGGCUCCCUUUGUUGACAAGUUCAGAUAAGAGAAGGGAUGGCAUGUAGUGUGAGGCCUAUGCAAUGUCCCUCAUUUGAAGGGAAACACUGCUGCCUAAACACGCCCUUGCACCACGGUUGUUGAGUUUGGUAUAUUGCCGGUGAUCACGAGGCGGUUCCCGACUCAGGAAACAACUACCGGCCAGUGGGAGACGGCUAGCUUAUCUGGAUAUGCCUGCAUGUUUAGUGGCACGUGGUCACCACUGCAAUUAGGUUUGCUUUGCUCUCACCUGUUGCAUCCGGUGAUGCCCUUGUUGCCCACAAAUACGUCUGCUUGCUUUUGCUGCUGCAUACUCAGGGCCCUUUAAUUUUGGUGCUUGGCUCAUUGCACACGAAUACGUCUACCUGUUUUUGCUGCAUACUCAGGGGCCUUUAAUUUUGGUGAAUUUCUUACAGCAUUAGCAUUGAGUUUAUUACGCCCCGUUUUCUUAGACGCUACUUUUAAUUCACCAUGACUUCAGAUUAUGCUUCUAAAGUAUGGUUAGUGAUGCCAAAUAGGUCAGUUUAUACAUGUAUUGUGUUUUCUGUCUUUGUUUAAAUCAUGUGCUCGGUUUUUCUAAUAAUAUAAUAUAUACUUGGAUAUCUUAGUAGUUUCUAUAGAUCAAUGCUGAGCAUUAGUCAUGCCCCUUAUUAUGUUCACUUUUUAGAUAAUCAAGGCCUGCCCUUAAAAAAAAACGGUUGUCCAUUUAAAUGGUCUUCUAUGCAUGCUUGUGUGUACUACUUACUCUGAAAUCCUCUUCUACAGUCCCUAAAAGAUUUAAAAUACUACUUAAUAUGUCCUUGCAUAUCCUUAUGGAGUAUGGUGUGAGAGUUGGUGGCAGUGUCAUGGGUAUGGUUCCAUACUUAUUUUCACUGUUUUACACAGUGUUACAAGGACACCCAUUAUUUCCUACUGUUUUGAUCUUUCCUCAGCCAAAACCCACUGGUUACCCACACAUUUUUAACCUAAAAACCCAUUCUUUAUCUUCCUCUAUAUAUAUAUGCUGUUGGAUAUCAGUUUUACCUACAGGAUACAAGCUUCCGUUCCUUAACUAGCAGCUCUACCAAUUUUCUGUGAGGUUGUUGCAUUUGUGACGUUUUACAACCAUCAAUCAGCUGUGUUGGCACUACAGGAUUUAGAUAUUUGCAAUAUGAAACAUGAACGUGUCUUCUUAGAUGAGCUGAGUCCUAUCAGUAAGUCAUACAAGGUGAAAGUCAAGGUCAUUGAGAAGGGACGAGCUAAGCCAUCUCCUAAGAAAGGGAUCCUGUAUCAGCACCUGGUUUUGCAGGACGAUAAGAAAAACAAGAUGCGGGGUGCGCUAUUUGGAGAUCAGAUCGAGGCAUACAAGGAUGCAUUUGUGCACAAAGGAGAAUAUGAAAUAGUUGAUGCUCCCAUCAGGCAUGCAGACCCACGAUGGAAGAAAUCUGAAGAGGAACUUGACUUCCAGAUGACCUUUGGACGGCAGACAGUGAUCCAGCCUGUGAACGUUGAAGCAGGCCCUAUCCUGCCCGACUACCAAUCCAUUGCUUCUAUCCCAAGAGCUGGGGAUCCUGAUGACAGAUAUGAUAUUGUUGGGGUGGUUCUUUAUGUUGAGGACCAGCCAAGGUCUAUUACCACUGCCCAAGACCGCCAAGUAUUUGUUCGAGAAAUUGUUAUUACUGAUCACAGCUCUCAACAACCAUUAGUCAUCUCCGUCUGGAAUGAUCUUGCUGGAGCUGAUUGUGACCCACUCUCCUGUUGGGGCGAAAAGUUUGUUGUGGUUGGCUUCACUUCCUUAAGGGCCACAUCCCACAAAGGUUUCUCGCUCGCAUCGAGCAUGUCUACUAUGUUCAUUCAUGAUCCUGAAGGGCACAGAGCCGAUGCACUGAAGGAAUGGGCACUUCGCCAUCAAGCCUUACUUGCUGAUAGACAGGCACGGGUCCUUGAUGUUAGGAACCCCUCCAAUGAAAAGGUGAUCAUAACCCUGGAUGAACUGAGGCACAAAAAGAACACCAACACUCUCCAAGAGGAGCGCCCUUGGUUAAAAGUGUGUAUCCCUGAUGCAAGACUUGAGAAAGUACAUGCUUAUCUUGGUUGCCCUAACUGUGGUAAGUCAACAACUGCUCCCCUUGGUGAGGCUUUUAAGUGUGGCACCUGCUCCAGGAUAGGCGUUAUAUCCACUCCUAGAAUCACUUUCAACUGCGAAGUUUCAGAUGACACGGGCACAUAUGCCUUCACAACCUUCACCGAGGAUUCUGAAAGACUUUUCAGAAUGACUGCUGCUGAUCUUUUCAGGAUGAAACACACUGGUGAUCUACAGACUUUCAUGGUUGCACGCAAAUUGCUCCGCACUAAGCAUUUCUUCAUUCAAGUCGGGCCAACAACAUCUCUGUCCACAUGCAAUGUGUUGCAAUGGUGCUUGAAGAAAGUAGAAAUUGAGGAUGAUGACAUGGAGCAUGUCCACCCAGCUGAUAACACUCAAGCAGAGAAUGCUGUUGAGACAGAGAUGGCCACUGAAGGAGAUGCAAACACACAGAAUCUCCCUUUGAAUGCUGGCCAUGCAGAUCCAGAAGAUUACACCAAUGCUGAUCCUUUAGAUGCUGAAAAUGCGGCUACAGAGGCUGCUGAGACAGAGGUUUCCACUGAACGAGAUGCAAACACACAAAAUCUCCCUUUGAAUGCUGGCCAUGCAGAUCCAGACGAUUACACCAAUGAUGAUCCUUUAGAUGCUGAAAAUGCGGCUACAGAGGCUGAUCAUGAUGAUGACACUUCAGAAGAAUGACUGUACCCUGCCCCCCUUUUGUCUGACAUGCUAAUUGCAACUGCGUAUGUAUAAAAAAGCACUUGCAAGCAUGUUCUCAGUGGCUACUUAUAAGCCUAUCUUAGCUUUAACAAACUGGUUUAUGUAAUAUUAAGUUAACUCUAGGUCUUUUGAAUGUGGUUUUUCUAGAGGAACAUGUAAGAGUUUAGAAACUCAUAUUCCUAGAAAAUACACGUAAGCCUUUUGGUAUGUAGAUGUGCCCAAGUCGUUAAUCUUAGAACUAUCAGUGGCACAGGUAUUAUCAAUAUAUGUGUGUUUUAUAUUA
Spinacia oleracea (spinach) is the source of this 4105-nucleotide messenger RNA. Its product is annotated as replication protein A 70 kDa DNA-binding subunit B-like. The record is from RefSeq and is a predicted model, not a curated record. NCBI's taxonomy places the organism in Eukaryota, Viridiplantae, Streptophyta, Magnoliopsida, Caryophyllales, Amaranthaceae. The transcript is spliced from 15 exons. Bases 2191 to 3801 code for a protein of 536 amino acids.